This is a messenger RNA of Aspergillus chevalieri, 2388 nucleotides long. RefSeq lists its product as uncharacterized. The transcript has 2 exons. The record is from RefSeq and is a predicted model, not a curated record. NCBI's taxonomy places the organism in Eukaryota, Fungi, Ascomycota, Eurotiomycetes, Eurotiales, Aspergillaceae. Bases 1 to 2388 code for a protein of 795 amino acids.
AUGGGUUUCCUCCUGUGUGGUCGGUUUCGAAAGCUCAGGAGAUUUACUUCUCCCUCCGAGUGUUCGCCGUCUCCCUCCUUCAUGCCAGCAGAGUCUUCCCCCCUGCGACAUGACUGCCAACAGGGACCCUCCUCAACCGAACACUCACAACCUCCCAUUCAGAAUGAGCACUCCUCGCACUCCUCAAGUGGCUGGCCAGGCAAACUCCGCAGACGGCUGUCCUCUCGAGACUCUAAACGAUUGCAUCUUAUUCCAAAGCGAACCGAUAGGUCGACAGAAAUAUCGCUUCUUUCGCUAUCCCGGAACUUGGACGUCCUUGCAGACCCAGUUGCUGCUGAUGACGUCGGGAGCAGUUUGAUGAGCGAGAGAGGAUACGACAGCGAUGCACAAGGCAUAUCAACCCCCGCGCAUACAGCUCCCAUCACGGAUCGUCCCCCUACUGCAGCGAGUCUCGAGCGAGCUAUAUCGUCACUGGAGAAGCCCUAUCAGGGUGCAGGAACGGGUUACACAAGCGGUCAGCCCCAGGAGCUGAGACCAGAAGAUGAGCGACGCGAGAUAAGCGAUACACGUUCGGCACUGGCUCGUCCGGCUUAUGUACGUCACAUUCCGCAACAACUCCACUGCUCAACAGAUAUCGCAAAGGGUGCGGCACACCGAGUCCCCAGUCCUCUUGCAAAUGUGACCAACCUCUCCAUCCACGACAAAGAGGCAGAUACAUCCAGACCCCUUUCCAUAUCUGAGCAAUCGGCGAAGUCUGCAACGACUGAUCAUGGGGUGUUAUCGCUUCCGACAUCCAUCAAUGGCGGCCGUGGUCGAUUCUACGCCACCGUGGCUCAACAUGGUCUCCAAGCCGCACAGGCAUCCUAUGAAAGAUCUUCGGAGUCAUUGGCUGGAAAGAACUCAGAGAUUGCCGUCGCGAAAAGACAUCAUCGAGGAUCAUCCGCAGAAGCCCGCUCGAUUCACUUGGGUGACAUGAACAUCUCUAAGGCCCUGGCCUCCACUUCAACAUCCCCUCGCAUUCUAUCCCAGAAUCCGUCCGUCGAUGAGAAUGGGCAAAACAAUGGAUACAGCAUACGAAGCCUGUCGGAUCACUAUCAUGAUUGCGUCGUCCAGCGAAGUGCAAAUACACCAUCGUUGGGUCAGAAUGGAUUGAAUGGGUUCGAUUUCGGACUAGCUCAUAAGAGAGAUGCGUCUUCGUUCUAUUCGCCCAAAUCUAGUAUUUCAUCUGCCGGGAUUCCCGCAAGCUAUCGAUAUUCGAGUCUGACAGCGAACACCAGCAGUCUCCUCGGGUCUGAAAGAGGGCCUUCAGGUGGCGGAUAUGAGUACGCGCCUGCAGCACAACCAUACACAGACAUGAGCGUAGUAAUUGAUUCUAAUGCUGCCGGCAGCGAAUCCGGAGCUCAGACUGAUGCAUUAACAAGCAAGUUCGUCGAGCAGUUUGGGAUAAGUCCACCGGUGGGAUCGCCCCGGUCUGUUUCCAAUGAAGCCCUACCGCCUCGCAAUAUAAGUGUAGGCUGGAUGUCUGGAGGCCGACGGGUUGGGUACGGAUAUUCGUUAGUGGCAAAAGAUGAGACUGAGAAUCAAAAGACCCCAGCCGAUUCAAGCCCUCCUGAAGAUAGCGGGAACAAUGGCAUGGCAAACGGAGGGACGGAAGAAGAGAACACUGAGAACCAAGACCAGGACCCUGACCGGCAAGCUAGCAUGGUGCUAUCGGCACUUGACGAGCCGUCCGUCUCGAACAACGACCUCCCAAACUCCGUGAAUCCCCAGGCGCUGCGGCGUUGGUCUGGAGCAACUGCACUUGUAAGAGCAACAGAUUCCAGUGAGUCGAUAAACCGGAGCUCCACGGCUUCUUCCUUCUGGGAAUGGUUCACGAGUCGACGAAUAAACCAGGAUGAAACAGGCGAAAAGGUUAGCGGAAAGGUCGGGUCUGAUCAAGGACAAUCCCAAGACGUGGAAGAAGGCCCAAAGAACUCUCCUGUGUUCAGAAACAGAUACAGCGAACUUUUCGAUGAGGGUUCGAGAAUGCGCUUCACACUAGGUUCAAAUGCAAACCAAUGCAGUGCCACCAACGACAGCAAUGAAUCAGUCAUGCAAACGCCGUCAAACAUGAGUCGAUUCGGCAGUCUCCCGACGAAGCGACCGAGGGUUAGAUUCAGGGUUCUGAAUCGCAGCAAAAAGCGCGACACCAGCAGCAGCGCAGAUUUUCCCUCCGUAUUCCCCGUCAAGCGUUCGCUUUGGAGGCGCAACUCGGAAACUCUAGGUGUUCACGGCCGUUUGGUAGACCCAGGACCAGGUCGAUACCGCCCCAAACAUUCGAAAAGAUUCAGCCCAGAUGGCGCUGAAGAUGACCAUGAAUCUCUGGAAAUGCAUUCGAACCCUGAGUGA